Rhipicephalus microplus (southern cattle tick) is the source of this 1257-nucleotide messenger RNA. RefSeq names its product disintegrin and metalloproteinase domain-containing protein 10. NCBI's taxonomy places the organism in Eukaryota, Metazoa, Arthropoda, Arachnida, Ixodida, Ixodidae. Gene Ontology annotation, cellular component: plasma membrane. Gene Ontology annotation, molecular function: metalloendopeptidase activity. Gene Ontology annotation, biological process: membrane protein ectodomain proteolysis; Notch signaling pathway. The record is from RefSeq and is a predicted model, not a curated record.
AUGCCGCCACGUGCCGGAGCAGUGCACCGCACUGAAAGCAUGACUAAAGGCGAGCCAUCGAGCCACGUGUACGGCGCCCUGGUGGACGGCGUGUUCCACGGCGCCAUCCAGUCGAGGUCGGGUCGCUACUACGUGGAGAACGCGCGACGGUUCUUCUCAGGACCCAAGCCUUUCCACUCGGUGCUCUACGACGCCAGGGACGCGCGCUUUCCGGACACCGGCGCGCCUGGCGGCUGGUCCGUCAUCCGUCGGGACACAGUCCAGCGCUGGACGGCGAGUCCUAAAACGCGAACGGCAGGGCAUCUUCCAAGAACCGCGGCAAAACCAAGCUGCCUGACGCACGCUUUGGACGUGGAGGGGACGGGCAACGCGUCGGGGCGCAUAUUGCCCGUCUACUCUCGGCGCGUGUGCAACUUGAAGGUGUCCGUGGACCACCUGCUGUACGAGCACAUCUACAGAGGGGAGCAGAAUCCAUCGCGUACGCGCGCCCGCAUCACGGCGCUGAUCGCGUCACACGUGAACCGCGCCAGCGCCGUCUAUCGGCGCACCAGCUUUGGAGGCAUCCAGGACAUCAGCUUCAUCGUCCAGAAGAUCAGGUGGGUCAAGGGCGGCAUCUGCGAGAAGAACCGACCGUCCGUGGACCAGGAUCCCGGCACGACCGAGUUCCGCCAGUUCUACCUGAGCCUCAACUCGGGCGUCCUAACGUUCCUCAACUACAAUAGCCCGGUGUCGCAGGCUGUCUCCGAACUCACCUUCUGUCACGAGAUCGGACACAACUUCGGAUCAGCCCAUUAUUUAACUGUAGGAUCUAAGCAUGAUUCGCCACCUGGUGUCAGCUGCUUCGGUGCGUGCGCCCCUUGCGGCGUUCGCGGCAACUACCUCAUGUUCCCUACGGCGACCAAGGGCUCCGAGUUCAACAACGACAAGUUCUCGCCCUGCAGCAUACGCAAUAUUACCGACGUCCUCAAACCGAUGUUCGAAGGUCGAAGCAACCGCGAGAACUGCUUCCAGGUGGACAGUGGCCCCAUCUGCGGCAACGAUAUCGUGGAAGAGAACGAAGACUGCGACUGCUGGCUUCUUCGCCAACGACUGCCAGGAGAACUGCUGUUACCCACGCCACAAUGCGCUCGGUGCACCCGGAUGCACGCUGCGCAAGGGCAAGGACUGCAGGUUCCCAUCCCGUUCACAUUCAAGACCACUUACAGCCGUGAGCAUGCUCUACAAGAACGCUCCAAAGCGUGUCCUGAAACUGUUUGA